Molecule: messenger RNA, 2424 nt
Organism: Rhodotorula toruloides NP11
Lineage: Eukaryota; Fungi; Basidiomycota; Microbotryomycetes; Sporidiobolales; Sporidiobolaceae
Exons: 3
Coding region: 1-2424 (807 amino acids)
Biological process (GO): actin filament polymerization
Cellular component (GO): cytoplasm; actin filament
Molecular function (GO): microtubule binding; actin binding
Source: RefSeq, a predicted model, not a curated record
AUGCGGCCCAGGCGAUGGAUCCACCCGCCCCCGUGCAGGCCCCCAGAUCCGCAUCCGCCGCCCUUCACUCCCUUCCUCCCGCGACCCCCUCCUCCUCCUCCUCCUCGAGUCCUCCGCCCACCACCUCGCCUGCACAUCUCACAGACGAUCCCCUCUCCUCCUCCGAUCGCUUCGACGUCCCGCCUUGCCCCUCCGACCGUCGAGCCAACUCGCCCUCCGCCUCCCCCUCAACCUCAUCCACCUCAACUCGCCCACCUGCGCUCAACUCUCGACUCCCUCCCCCCUUUCCCCUCUUCAACAACGCACGGCGCGCCCCGCCUCGCGCUGUACAGGCAGAAAGACCUCGAGGGGGAAUUGAGGGCGUGGAGGAGCGCGUGUGCGAGGUGUCAUGCCCUGCUCUCGGCCUUUCCUGCGCCCGCGCCGAGCGAGGGGAAGGAAACCUCUCGCCUGCUCUUACACCUCAACCACCUCUCGGCCUUCACCGACCUCGACCGAGCGUUCUUCACCUCCAAACUCGGCGGAUACGGUCGCUCUCUCUCGCGGGCUAUCCGGGCCGCCCACGCACGGGGGGAAGAAGUAGUCGAGGGGAGAAAGUUGCGAGGUGUUUCGGGGAACCCGUUGAGGAUGGGCAAAGGGUUGGGGUGGGAGAGGGGAGAGGAAGAUGUGGCGUGGAUGGUCGCGUUCGAGGCGGCGCUCAGGGACAGGAAGGGGGGGAAGGGAGGAAAGGGAGCGGACGAGAAGGCGGUCGAGAAGUUUGGCAAGUUGGUCAGGGCUAUGCGGAUGCGCGGUGGCGCAAAGAGCGACGAGGAGCGGGCGAAGGAGCGGAAGACGGUGGGCGGAAGCAAGGGAGUGGCAAAGGACGGGCGAAACGGACGAACGGCGGCCGACCGGAUCGACUCUCACCUCCUCGCCUUCCUCACGCGCAUCAUGAGCCGCGUCCACGCGCGUCUCGGCACGCCCGUCGUUGGCGAGCCAAGUCGCGGGCGGCUCCUUGCGCUGGACGAAGUCGACCUGAUCGUCGAGGAGAUCAAGCUUGCUGAGGCCGACGAAGGCGAGGAAGUUGUCUCGAUGGCGUUGCUCGAGUCGGCCAUGUCCGGAUUGGAGGAACAGGCAUCGGCGCCGCAGUCGUACGGAGCGAAAUCGACCCCCGUCUCGGUCGACCACCCGCUCUUCCGCAAAGUCGAGGAGGACAUCGAGAUCCUCGUUGCGCGAUUCGACAACUCCGACGUCGUCCCUCCACGCUCGAGCGCCCCGAAACACCGACUGAUGCGCGACCGCCACGCCCACAUCCUUUACACUACAAUCCGCUUCCUCAUCCUCCGUGCGCGCAUCUCUCGCUCCCGCUCCUCCGCACGUCACUCCCUCCUCUCCGCCUCGCAACUCUACUCGAUCCUCCUCGGUCUCUCCAAAUCGUCUUCGUCGCGCUCACCCGCCUCAAUCGCCCGACUACGAGUAUGGCAGACUUCGGCGCUGUACAGGCUCGUAUGGGCUCAUAUGCCCACCUCUGCGCGUACCGUCUCAGGGCGGAAGGAGCCUACGGUCUCGUUCCUCGACCCGGGCGAAUUCGACCGCGAGACGGCGACGCGGAUACUCGACUUGCUCGACUUGACGCGCGCAGCGGUAGCCGACAUCCCGCCUUCCGUGCGACCCGCAGGCCCGAGCCCGACAUAUCGACAAGUCCGCGACCCAAGGUUGAUCGGGAUGUCGACGUCGUUCUUGCGGACAUUUCUCGAGACGCUCGUCCGGCCUUUUGCGCCUCAGCCUAGUCCGUCUCCGCCGCACGCUCAUCCGCACCCGCAUCCGCACCAUCACCAGUCCCGCCGCUCGCCGCAGGCCUUCACACCGACUCACGACCUCCUCGACCGUACCCUCCGUACGGUGCUCUCCCUCCGAUCAUGGGACGCCUCCCUGCCCGUGCUACCCCGCGCCCAAACUGAAGUCGACCACCACCCCUGGGAAUACCGCCUCUUCUCUCGUCCGAACCUCGUGAUCCACCUCGUCCGCGGAUGGGUCCUCGCGCCUUCUCCUCCCUCUCAAGCCGGAAAAAGCAGCCGAGGCGAUUCGCGCGACCACCUCAUCCCGCGUCUCUCGUCCCUCCUCUCGCUCUUCUCCGCGCUCGUCAAGCUCCCGCCUAACGAGUGCUGGCAGAGUGAGAAUGUGGGACGGGUGGCGGAGGAUGUUGAGUGGGCUGUUGGGGAGGUUGUGGAGCGUCAGUGGGGAAGGGAUCGGAGGAGAGGGGAGGAGGGGUGGAGGGAGGAGGUUGCGAGGGUUGUGAGGGAGUGGAGGGGGGAGAUGCGGGAGAUGGAGGAGGAGAGGCGGAAGAGGGAGGAUGAGGCGAGGAGAGAGAAAGAUGCGACUUCUCGCUCGAAGUCGCCCACGGAACGACCGACGAUAUCAUACCCAUCCCUUCCACUCAGCACCUAG